UGAGAUCCUCCCUCGAAGGCGUCGUCGUCGGGGCAGAACGUCGUCAUCUCUGGCCCUUCAACCGCCCUAUUAGAGGCCUUGGACUUAUUCAACCUCCCUAUUUGAGGACUUGGACUAUGAAUUUGUAAGAUAUAUGAUUAAUGAAGGAGGAUAUAGAAACUAGAAAAUGAAUAGAUUAGGACAACUCCCGUCAUUAGGGACCUCCGGGAGCAUAAAUGCAACACCUGCCGAUUUCCUCCUUGCCAACUAUGUUUCGGGAAUGCAAAUCAAUGGGCGGAUGUCCACAGUGCGUCGCUUCUUCUGCCUCUUUGUCACCUUCGAUUUGCUUUUUACAUGUCUCUUCUGGAUUAUCUGUAUCUUGAUUAAUGGAGAAAAUCUUGUCAAGGCCCUUGAGGAAGAAGUGGAGCAUUAUAGUAUCAAGACCUCAAUAUUUGAUAUUGUGAUGACAGCUGCAGUCAGGUUUACAGUAUUACUGCUGUUCUAUGCUUUGCUGCACAUCAACCACUGGUGGCUUGUUGCUCUGACAACAGCAGGGAGCUGUGCUUUCCUCAUAGCUAAGACAUUACUCUAUACGUGGCAAACGGAAAACAGCCGUCCAUUUGAAGUGAUGCUAGUCCUAAUAUCAUUUCUUAUUGCCUGGGCUGAAGCUUGGUUUAUUGACUUCAGGGUUUUACCGCAAGAAGCCCGUGCUAGGUCAAUUCUGGAAGCAGCUGCAGGCAGCAGUGAACACAUCGAGAAUGAUCCUCUAUUACCACAGUUGGAACGAGUGAGGGACUACCUCAGUCAUUACACAGAGACUAUUGGUGAUUUCUACUCACCCAUGGAAUCACCUUUAGGGUCUGAUGACGAUGAUGAUGGUUUUACUCGUACGGAUUACAGGAAAUUAUCACCUGAAGAGAAACAAAUGCAAGCCAGUGGUUAUGAAGCCUUGCAGAAAGCUUGGGAGACUGUAAACUCUUCUGGCUGGAAAGUGGAGAAGGAAACUUCACAUGGAGACACAGUGUCCUCCAAAGUGGGACCUAAAGGAUCAAAAAUAUAUAAACUUGUGGGUGUGGUGGAGGUAGACCCAAAGACCUUGUUUAAUGAGAUGCUCUACAACUUUGAAAAUAUUCCGACAUGGAAUAAAGCGAUAACACUAGGUAGAGUUGUACAGACGAUAGAUAGUUGCACAGAUGUGGUGUACCAGGUUGCUGCAGAAGGACCAGGAGGCGUAGUAUCUGCAAGAGAUUUUGUGAAUGUGCGACACUGGAAGAAAAUUGGUGAUUCCUGGGUCUCUGCAAAUAUCUCUGUUGUUCAUAAAGAUGAACCACCACAAAAGAGUAUAGUGAGGGGUGAGAAUGGACCAGGCUGCUGGGUGUUUAGCCCAGUUGGAGGUGCUCCGAAGAAAUGUUCCUUCCAAUGGUUGCUGGACACAGAUCUCAAGGGUUGGAUCCCUCAGUACGUUAUUGACCAGGCUCUUACAUUCGCCAUGACAGACUUCCUGCAAUGCUUACGGAACUAUGCACCACACAUCUCUGCAAGUAAAUCUGAAAGAUAUAGUGCUAGAUAAGUUGUGUCAUUAUUCGGCACUACUGACCAUUAUUUUACUCAUGAUGUCACAUGUCUCAUCAUUGUUAAAGAUGUAGAUAGGUCUUGAUUAUAGGAUUAUCCAUUUGUAGAAAUAACAUUGCUACUUGUUUAUUUGUAUAUUGUCAGUUUUGUUUAAUGUUGUGAUAUGAUUUCCUUUGCAUGAAAGGAAUUGUUGAUUCACUAUACCUCUUAAUGAAGGUUGAUAGGACAUCUCAUGUUGAUGAAUAUAUUAAUGUAAUUAUAAUAAUAACCAAAAGACAAUAUCACAUUGUUGUGAGAUGGUAGUACACAGGUUAAAUGUCCUUGGAAUUCCUUUAUUCCUAAGCUUCUUGUAGUCAGGGCCUGAAAAUUACUUUUUUUUACCAUUAUAAGUAUUAGUUGACAAAAUAUCUGCAUGGAUUAUACAGGAGAACACUUUUUAUGAUUAGUCUCUUAAAACCAGAUCAGUUAGACUUUCAUCUUCAUGAUGCUCAGUGUAUUAUCUCCAGGGACACAAACAUUAUUAGUUGAAGAUGAAUACUCAUAGUUUUAGAUGUAGAAAGCCAACUUUAUUUCUUAUCUUGAGAAAGCUGCUUGUUGGUGAGAAGUCUUUUAUUUACUUGGCUGUGAAGCAGUGUGUGGGGGGUAUUCUGUGACUGAUGCUUAGUCUUAUCUUUACAAGCUGUAUCUUUUAAGAGAAAAUAACCUGUACACAUUGAAAAGUGAUCAUAUUUGGUUGUGUUUAACACCAUUCAAGGAGGUUUAGGAUACCUAUCAGAAUGGAGUUAUUCAGUUGCUAGAUAUUUGGAGAUUUAGGCUAUAGUUAGAGGCUUUUGAAUAUCAAGUGAAAGCCUAGGGAUUACCUAUAGAGGCAAAAACUGGGGAAAAAAUCUACAGUGGUGUUGCCUAUGAUCAUGUCUUUUAUGUUUCAUUACUGUGGAAGUUGUUGAUUGAGACUUUUAUCAAUUGUUUCUGUAGUUUCCAUACAUAUUGAUAUACAAAGUUGUAAGUAAAUUUGCUGGGAAGUGUGAUAGAUUUUAUUUUUCUUAUUCUUUUUUUUUCACUGUGAAUAUAGAUUUUUCUUUUUUAGUCUGAACAUAUGCAUGUAUGAAUGUGUAUUUUGAUAAGCAUUAUUGAGUUGAUAUUAUGAAUAUGAAAUCUUUUAAAGUGCUAAAAUUUAUACCAAUCACUUCCAUUGGAUUUAUUUAAGUGCCUCUAUCUGUGUGAUGUAUAUAAAGCUAAGUAUUAGGCAAUUGAAAAUUGUACAAGUAAACCUGUUGUGCUUAAUCUUCCUGCAUGGAGGAUUCUGGUGAGGAUUCUGUCAGUAUUCUUCUGAAUUGUAAAUAAAUAAAAAAUAUAUUUACAGGUUUCCCUCUUUUUACACUUUCUUUUCAUUUCGAUAUGCUACUGUAGCCCAUUUAAUGCAACAAGAAAAUGCAAUAAGAUUUGAAGUUAAAGACACAGCUGUUUGCUCUUUUUGUUGUGUGUGUGUGUUUGUUCUUCCAGCAUUUAGAUCUCCCUCUCUAUUUGCUAUGGGGGAGAGCUAUACAGUAUGUAAUAACAGCUAGUUUUGCAUGUCGAAAUUUAGUAUGUGUAUGGUUUGAAAAUGGGUACUUUACUCAUAAAUUGACCAUAAUACAAAAAUAAUCCUAUCAACAGAAGUGCCCCAUUAUCAUCAGAGUAGUCAUUGAUCAAUUUGAUUUCACUGGGAUAAACCAGUUUGGUAAGAAAGAAGAGAAUAUAGCUGUUUCUUAAUGUGGUGAUUGUAUUCUGUGUCUGGUCUUUCUUAUCUAUUCAAGGUUUUGUAUAUAUUAAGCUUGCUUGAAGAAAUAGUAAAAGAUAAAAAAUAGAUAAUGAAUUGAUUACGUGGUACUCACAACAGCUAAUCUGCAUGCAUAGAAAAUAACGUUUUGGAAAUCAUAUAAAAUAAUCAGGAAUUAUUCCAAAGGUUAACAUAGACAUUUCAGUCUCAAAAUUUUAUAUUGCUUUAUUGAAAUAAUCAGCCACUACCAUCAUAUAAAUCAGGCAUGUUUAACUAUAUCUAGAAGCCUUAAAUAAUUGUGUGGAUGCGAGCAUUCGAAUACUGUACAGUUGUCCAUCCUGGCAAGUUCUACAGGGGCACUUUAUUAUCUGCAAGAAAUUCUGCUACUAGUCAAAAGAAUGUUUUCAUCUUCACUUUCUUACUAGCUUCAUGCUACACUAUUACUAAAAGACUAUCCAGUUGGAAUGAUGACCCUUCUGGUAAUGGAAGCUAAAGGUGUACAAAUGUCAUGGGCAGUGUAUGAAGUAAGGAACAACGCAGACUUUAUCAAAAUCUUUGGUGAUGUGGCCUAUAGUACUGAUGUGAGACACUAUGGUUUCUGAAAAAAAAGAACCAUCAAGAGUGUUCCGUUAUGUGACAAUUCCUCCAAUCAUCUUCCAGCUGGUGCUAGCAUAUAUUGAUUUUGCUGCUUUUUUUUGUAUGUAUGUAUGUAUGUAUGUAUGUAUGUAUUUCAUGUCACAUAUCUCAUAUGUGAAGUCAUCAGAAAUAAUAUAUAUUGCAUUUUCUUUACUUAGAAAAGUUUUUUUUCUGCAUUUGUGAUUUCUGUGAAAAUGUGGCUGCAGAGUAUUUGAAGAAAACACUGUAUUCAUGUGCGUAAGCUUGCAAGUGUGUGUUUUAAUAUAUUUAAACAAAGGCAGUAUGCUUGUAUUAGUUCCAGAUCUGAUUUGUACAGUGAUGAGAUGCACCAUAAUUUUGUUUGAUGUAAAAGCUUUAAUAGAUAUAAUUGCUUCUCUAUGAAUUCAGAAGGGCUUAAACUAUUCUCUAUGUCUUAUUUAUGCAAAGGUAAAAGCUGAAUGGUAUCUUACAGGCAUUCCAUAUGUGGGUUCAUUGAACACGGAAUAUGAUAGAUCAUUGUCUGAAUAUUAUAUUUCAUAGGUGGAAAUUGUAAUAAUUUAUAUGCAAGAAAAGUCAUGGGUAUAAUCAUUAAAGAAAUCAAUAAAUCACCAUCUUGAUUAGAA
Penaeus indicus is the source of this 4548-nucleotide messenger RNA. It is a transcript of the gene Start1, whose product is annotated as steroidogenic acute regulatory protein-like. Gene Ontology annotation, cellular component: lysosomal membrane; endoplasmic reticulum-endosome membrane contact site; endoplasmic reticulum membrane. Lineage: Eukaryota; Metazoa; Arthropoda; Malacostraca; Decapoda; Penaeidae. The transcript is spliced from 13 exons. The coding region runs from base 167 to 1549 and encodes 460 amino acids. The record is from RefSeq and is a predicted model, not a curated record. Gene Ontology annotation, molecular function: lipid binding.